Malurus melanocephalus (red-backed fairy wren) is the source of this 6950-nucleotide messenger RNA. It is a transcript of the gene LMNB2, whose product is annotated as lamin B2. The record is from RefSeq and is a predicted model, not a curated record. The coding region runs from base 44 to 1882 and encodes 612 amino acids. NCBI's taxonomy places the organism in Eukaryota, Metazoa, Chordata, Aves, Passeriformes, Maluridae. The transcript has 12 exons.
GCCCGCCAUCUUAGCGCUCCCUCCCCCGGUGCGGCGGGAUUGAAUGAGUCGCUGUCCGCCCGCCUGCCAGCCCAGCGCCAUGUCAGGCACUCCGAGCCGCGGCACCCCCGGCGGGACUCCGCUCUCGCCGACUCGCAUCUCCCGGCUGCAGGAGAAGGAGGAGCUGCGGCAGCUCAAUGACCGCCUGGCUGUUUACAUCGACCGUGUGCGGGCGCUGGAGCUGGAGAACGACCGGCUGCUGYUGAAGAUCUCGGAGAAGGAGGAGGUCACCACCCGGGAGGUGAGUGGAAUCAAGAGUCUCUAUGAGUCUGAACUGGCUGAUGCUCGAAGAGUUCUGGAUGAAACUGCCAAAGAGAGGGCUAGAUUACAAAUUGAAAUAGGAAAACUGAGAGCAGAACUUGAGGAGUUCAAUAAAAGCUACAAGAAGAAAGAUGCAGAUUUGUCUGUGGCUCAGGGUCGCAUCAAGGAUCUGGAAGUUCUCUUCCAYAGAAGUGAAGCAGAACUCAAUACUGUCCUGAAUGAGAAGCGCAGUCUGGAAGCAGAGGUGGCUGAUCUGCGUGCCCAGCUUGCUAAGGCUGAAGAUGGUCAUGCUGUGGCAAAGAAGCAGUUGGAGAAGGAGACACUCAUGCGUGUGGACCUGGAAAAUCGAUGCCAGAGCUUGCAAGAGGAUCUGGAUUUCAGGAAGAAUGUAUUUGAGGAGGAAAUAAGGGAAACAAGAAAACGACAUGAGCAUCGUUUGAUCGAGGUGGACACAAGCCGCCAACAGGAGUAUGAAUCCAAAAUGACCCAGGCUCUGGAGGAUCUGCGAAAUCAGCAUGAUGAACAAGUCAAACUCUAUAAGAUGGAGCUGGAGCAGACCUAUCAGGCUAAGCUGGAGAACGCCAAAUUGUCCUCUGACCAAAAUGACAAAGCUGCUGGUGCAGCUCGAGAGGAGCUGAAGGAGGCUCGCAUGAGGAUAGAAGCUCUCAGCUACCAGCUUUCUGGUCUUCAGAAACAGGCCAGUGCAGCAGAAGAUCGCAUUCGGGAAUUGGAGGAGAUGAUGGCUGGWGAGCGGGAGAAGUUUAGGAAGAUGCUGGAUGCAAAGGAGAGGGAGAUGACAGACAUGAGGGACCAGAUGCAGCUUCAGCUUACCGAGUACCAAGAGCUGCUUGAUGUUAAAUUAGCACUCGACAUGGAGAUCAGUGCUUACCGAAAACUCCUGGAAGGAGAAGAGGAAAGGUUGAAGCUCUCUCCAAGCCCCUCCUCCCGUGUCACAGUCUCUCGGGCUACCUCCAGCAGCAGCAGCAGCAGCACUUCACUCGUUCGCACUUCCCGAGGCAAGAGAAAACGAAUUGAAGCAGAGGAGCUUUCUGGCAGUGGAACAAGUGGCAUUGGCACUGGSAGUAUCAGUGGCAGCAGCAGUAGCAGUAGCUUUCAAAUGUCCCAGCAAGCUUCAGCUACAGGAAGUAUCAGCAUAGAAGAGUUAGACUUGGAGGGCAAAUAUGUUCAGCUGAAGAACAACUCGGAGAAGGAUCAGUCUUUGGGUAACUGGAGACUGAAAAGACAAAUUGGAGAUGGAGAAGAAAUUGCRUACAAAUUUACUCCUAAGUAUGUCCUCAGAGCUGGGCAGACUGUUACAAUCUGGGGUGCAGAUGCAGGCGUGUCUCAYAGUCCCCCUUCUGUUCUGGUGUGGAAGAAUCAAGGCAGCUGGGGCACUGGAGGAAACAUCCGUACUUACCUCGUGAACUCUGAAGGAGAGGAAGUUGCAGUGAGAAGCGUUACUAAAUCAGUAGUCGUGCGAGAGAAUGAAGAGGAAGAAGAUGAAGCAGAAUAUGGAGAGGAAGACCUUUUCAACCAGCAGGGGGAUCCCAGAACAACCUCUCGAGGAUGCUCAGUGAUGUGAAAAAAGAAGAAACUAUUAUUUGCGCUUUUCUCCCUUCAUUUAUUUCCUUUUAUUUUUUGCUAUUUUUUCCUUCCAGAGCCACUGAAAACUAUUUUUAUAUGCAUCAUCUGAUUUCUUUGAAGUUUAGUCCUUAGUACAUUUUUAUAAAAAAAAAAAUUUAAAAAAACUUCACUGAACAAAACUGCCAGAAUUUUUAAUAGAUUUCUUUAUUUUUCCCUCUUCGUUGAAACACUAUAUUGGAAUACAAUAUUUUUCCCCAUACAGAGUUUAAAGUCUUAUGUAGAAUCCUAAAGCAGAAAAGAGAUUUUUAGCAAAAAWGAGAUGAGAUUCCUUGAGUGUAUGGUAAAUCUGUAAUUACAUAUAUAACAAGUAUAAUACCCCUAGAAAAGGAGUUUAAUGAAGUGUGUUCAUCUGCAGGGCCCUGGGAGAGAUUCACAGAGUUUCCUCCACAAUUGCAGAAAUGCUAGUAUUUUGCUUGGUAUCCUCAGCAAUUCCCAGCUUAGGAAAAUCAGACCCCAGAUUYAUUCAAAGUGCUGCUCCACAAUUGCAGUGAACACAGGGAAGUUUCAUUUCAGCCAUUUUUGACUCAGGACCAUGCCAUCGUGUCCUUCUCCAGGGUUUGACAGCCUAAUGGUGAAAACAUCUGGGUCUGUCACUUCAUGUCAUCAUUUCAGAAGGUGGAGGAUGGUGGGUUCUGCAUCCUGAAUAUACACUGUCCUAAGUGUCAAACCCAGAGUUUAAACUGUUUGUUUUUUAGAGAUUUUGCCAUUUUCACAAGUUAAAUCAUGGACACAAAUUGUGAUAUUCAGUAUUUGUGACUUAAUGUUUUUGAGAUAUUCAGCUUUAAAGAGAUUUGAUUAAGAUUUUUACUUCUGGCAAGGAUAAAUAUUGGGGAUUUUAAAGGUUAUCCCAGGUAAAUGUUGACUUUUUUWAACAACUAGAUACAAUUUGUUCAUACUUCUCUUACAUUCAAAUGGGUGAUGUUGGGUAUCCCAAGGAGCAAUUUUUGCAAAAUAGAGCAGAAAUAGUUUAAUGGCUUUUAAACAUUCGAAGGAACUGCUGUGUUAAGGAUAGAAGUGACACAGUGUUCACGUUCUGGAGGCAAAGUCUAAGGAGYGAAGGGAAAAUAAUGUUUUUUGUAAAAAAUGCAUUGUAUGGGUAGCAGGUAAUUUUUAUUUUAAUAGGAUACAUUUUUUAUCUGACAGUGUCCAUUUAGCUUAAAGUUUUGGCUGCUGCAUUUCUCUGGAGAUAAUUCUGAGGCCCAUAAGGAUUAAUGUUCAUACAGUGGUGCAGCUUCAAACACGAGGCAAAAUACUUGACUGCUCCAAAGAAUGCAGAUGUUCUUUCAGCUACUUAUUAGUUUGGAUACAAAAUCUGGAUACCAUAGAAUCCUGUUUUUACCUGCACUCUUGAACUCUGAUCUUGUCAUUCAAAUAGUUUACUCAUCAGACAAGUGACAAGGUUUGGAUGUUUUCGGUGGCUUUUGGACAUUAUGUUCUCUGAACAAUAUUGUGACUGACAGAUAUAACCUAGAAAGUCAGUUUAGUGGCUCUGACUGAUGGCUUUGUUGUGCAAGCAGGGUGGGAACAAAAGGGGCUUUAAGCUUCAUGAUUUAUUUUGCCAUUUAAAAAUAAAUCAGAGAUGCUACUUUGAGUGGGAUGACUGAGUUGCUGAAGUUAWGCUAAUAGACAUUUAGAAUCAUGUUUUAUUCCACUAUCAGAAGAYCCAUGACAAAAAAACGGGGUGGAGAUUUUGCUGUUUGGGCUGAUGGGAUAACUGCAUUGAUGUACUUGGCCUUCUUUCUAAUGUAAUUUUCCCACUCUGCUUGAGUAGAAGGUUAAAUAUGUAGUAAAUCAUGUCUCUCUGUAAGAUAUAUCUAGUGAAAUUAUGUUUCUCAGACAUACUAUUACAAUUACCUUUUCUAAAUUUUUUGUUAUGCAAAUUAAUGCAAUCAAUGUAAAGUUAUUUUUGCAACACACCUUCCAACCACUGGACACCAUUUCCCUUUCUGACCCACAGCUUCUAUAAUAUACUGACAUAGUGUUUAAGGGCUUUUUGCUUUUUCCAUAUCUAUAUAUUUUUUUUACAUGGGCCAGUUUUCAGACUGCUUAUCCUUUUAAGAUUGUCCUGUAAAUUUAAGAUUAUUUUGUGAUCUUAAAUACUAAAGCAAUGAACGUGUAGUUAAUUUGCAUUUUUCUGUGGUGUUUCACUUUUUGUUUCCUGUAAAGAAUGGCCUCAGAAAGGCAGCUAGAAUGAAGAAAAACCUCUUGCUACCUGAGCCAUAGUUUUCUUAAUAGCUACUGUAUGGGGAAUGUGUCUUGUAGCCUUAAGAACUGGUGCUUGCAGUUCUCUUGUGAUGAGCACUGUUYCCUUGAGUAAUGGUCUGCAGAAUUUGUCCUUAGAAUUGGAACUGUGUCCUUUARCUUUGGAAACAGUUUAUUUGAUUCUUCAGGACUAUGUUUAGGUAUAUACAGGCAAACUAAACCUGUGAUUGACACUAUGGGAAAAGCCAGCAGUCUGAAUGUGGAUGAUUCUGUUACACAGUGCUUUUUAAGAGGCUACUAAAYGUAUGAUAAAUAACUCCUGGCAGUAAAUUACAAGACACACAACUACUGUAUUCCAUGUACUUUCUUUUUGUGUGUCACCUUCUCCAGCCACCAUCCUGGCUUCUUGCUUUUUGAUACUGAGCUUCAGUCUAAUGGUCCUGUCCUGUGCCAGACUGGGAGCCAGUUUUGUGGCGUUACCAACCCAAAAUGCAUGAUUUCUUUUUUUCUGUCUUUCAAGCAUUUCUUUCUAUUUUCAGGGUAAAGUUUUUUGUCCAAAUAAAAUCCAGUGUCUCCUUGCCUCCUUUUUCUCUUUGAUCCUGCAUAUGAACCAGUCUUAAAGAAAUUAGAGAAUGGGCAGCAGUUCUGCUCCAGUGCUGAUACCUAGCAUAGMGCUUGAAGGAGAAAUAGAUUUGAUUUGUCUGUAGAAAAAUGAUUUUAAGGUGUCUCUGACAAGGGAAAUGACAUCAUAAUUAUCAGAGUAGUUACCUGAGCAUUAUUAUCCAUGUGGAUAUUCUUAUUCCAGAAAUAAAUCUUUAUUCUGGAUGAAUUACUAAAAAGUUUUUCUUAUGUGUAGAUCAUAACAGAAUAUCAUGUAAAAUACAAUAAAUAUGCAUCCUGCCUCCUCCUAAGCUCAUACCACAUGAAAAUGCUUCUCAGAACAAGUCCAUCCAUCUGCAGACCUGUCAGGAAUGUGAUGUCCUGUGGAGUGAGGUGUGGCUUCAGAGUCYCUGGCAUUUCAUGCCACUUUUUAUUGCUUCUGCAUUUGUUCCUUUAACUGUUGCAUUGCAGUGCCACACUCCAAGGAGUGGAGUGGCUGGGAUGCCCUUGUGCCUGCGCAUCCAUAUUUCUUGUGAUUCCUUUGUUCCACACAGCUGUAUUUYCUGUUUUCCCUUGUUUCUUCACAGCUCUGUUUCCCAGCAGGUCUCCUGAUGCCUGCAUGGGGUCCAGUUUGGCUCUGACAGGACCCAUCAUUUGCACUGACAYGUUGCUUACUUGUCUUCAGCUCUGUGUUGCCAUUAGAUGGGCAGUUGGCAGCAUAGUCUGUGUUUGUAGCAGGAACCAAAUGCCUCAGGAAGAAUAUAAAUACCUGCUUCCUGUGAUAUAAAAGCCAGCUGAGCAUGUGUGCAAGCUGGUAGCAGUGUGGGAAUUGUACUGCAGCGUGAAGCAGAAUGUACUGUGAAAGGAGAUCACUGUGUGUGGUGUCCAUCCUCGCGCAGUGGGACACUUCAUCUUCAGUUCAGGGAUCUUACUGGGUUUUAUACACAUUUUUCUCUUUUUUAAUGCUCAUCUUGUACAAAGGCCCUUUAACUGCAACCUGAACAGAGGUUGGGGGUUGGAAGAGACCUGUAAAAAUCCUCUCUACACCCCAGGACCUUGGAGAAUCGGUGCAUCAGGAAAGUUUUGAUGCUGUAGGAAAACAUGCAUGCUGUMUCUUCUAGAUCUCUUGUAGCCACUUCUCUCAUGUCUUCACUGUUAAACCAUUCUCUCUCUUCUUUUUGUAUCUUCUUUUGAAAGUCUUAUCUCUAAACAGAGGCCUAUCCRUAUUUGAUCCUGCAUUUUAUUGACACUGUUGGGUCCAAACCCUGUGUGAGCAAAGCCUUGUGAACCAGUGAGCGGAAGGUGAGAUAGUGAUUGCAUUUUUCAAAGCACUGUUUUAGUUGAAUGUCAGGACAAAUUAUAUUGGAGAGAUUGUUUUCUCAUUUAAAAUGGCCUGGGAAACAGAAUUUUUAUUUGCCCUUCAAUAUGCUUAGCUUUAAACCAGUUUAAAAUUAUUUAAAGGUGGUUGUUGUUUUUUUUUAUACAAGACCAUAUUUACAUGCAAUUAUUAUUUGUAAACAUAAUGCCUUUCUUGAAAUGCUAAGGUCUAGASUGAAAAAGAUGCUUGAUAUUCAAAGCCUCCAUUCAGAAUAGCACAAGUAGUGAAUUGGAGUUCCAGAAAAUGUUUAUUGAACUUCCAGAUUUUCUAGUUAGCUAUUACUGAAGUGACAAGUCUGUGUUGGUAAGGCAGAUGUUACUGUAUUUUCAGCUACCCAGAUCAUUAUGCUAAAAUAACAAGCAAUAAUUAUUUUGGGCAAGUUUAAGCCAAACUGCUUUCCCUUUGGGCACAAAACACAGUUGAUCUCUUAUUUUCAUAGCAGUGAUGCCUUGUGACUUGAAUUGUGAUUUUUAUUUUAWAUUUUUUAAACAAAAUUUUGAUUUAGAUAGGUCUGGCUCGAGGGCACUGUGGAAUGCAGUAGCCACCUCGAGUCAGCUGCUGCAGAUAAGUUUUUGAAAGGUUCAAGUUUUUUAAAUAGGGAUUAUGAAAAAGGUUGUAAACAGAAACACAAAGACAAAAUUAUGAAAAUGUUCACUUGAAACUUAGAAAUACAUCAUGACCUAGACUUUAUCAUUUCAAAAUGGUUUGUUUUUUUCUUUUUAGAAUAUGCAUGCCAAAUGUCUUGUCUUUUUCAAUGAUUUGUAAUAUACAUUUUAUGACUGGAAACUUUUUGUACAACACACUCGAAUAAAUGUUUUGCAUUUUA